AUGACGAAUAGCUCGUCAUCGAAGAAACAAGACCAAGACCAGCCUGAAACUAGCGGAUCCACUUCCAAAUCGCAAAGAAACAAAAUGAGUAAAUCCGAGGAAAAGAAGAAGCUUAAAGACAUCGAAAUAAGUGUUCCACUUGUGUAUGGUAAUGUUGCAUUCUGGCUUGGCAAGAAGGCUAGCGAAUACCAAUCUCACAAAUGGGCAGUAUAUGUGCGUGGGGCAACAAAUGAAGAUAUCAGUGUUGUAGUGAAGAAAGUUGUCUUCCAGCUUCACUCCAGUUUCAAUAGCCCUACACGAGUUAUCGAGGAGCCUCCAUUCGAAGUAUCCGAAUCAGGUUGGGGAGAAUUCGAGAUUGCAAUCACUUUGCAUUUCCACAGCGAUGUCUGUGACAAGCCAUUGAGUUUAUAUCAUCACUUAAAGUUAUACCCUGAAGAUGAGUCAGGUCCUUUGACAAUGAAGAAGCCUGUGGUUGUUGAAUCUUACGACGAGAUUGUGUUUCCUGAUCCUUCUGAAAGCUUUUUAGCUAGAGUUCAGAAUCACCCGGCUCUGACGUUUCCGAGAUUACCUUCUGGCUACAACUUGCCUGCUCCUAUGCAAGUCGAAGAUAGUGGGAAAAAGAAGAGAGGUGAUACGAAAGAUCAUAGUUUGGGACAAUGGUUCACGAGCUUCUCUGAAGCAGAUGAGUUAUUACAGCUCGCUGCUGCUCGUCAACAGGUUCAAGCUCAUAUUGCGAAACUGAGGCGACAAAUAAGUUUGCUAGAGGGACAGAAUCAGACCAUCAACAAAACUGGGUCUGAUCCGUGA
This is a messenger RNA of Thlaspi arvense, 807 nucleotides long. NCBI's taxonomy places the organism in Eukaryota, Viridiplantae, Streptophyta, Magnoliopsida, Brassicales, Brassicaceae. The record is from the annotation of a GenBank genome assembly.